AUGACGCAGCUUCUCGACCUCCCUCCGGAGACGUUCAAAAACAUCGUCCACGAGCUGAACACUGAAUCUCCAAAUUCGAUCUGGAAGCUCCGGGGGGUAUGUCACACUUUCGCCGCCGAAAUCGAGCACGACUUGCUUAGCAAUCAGUCCGAAAGUGUUGUUGAUGAGAUGUAUGAAGUCAUCAACAACAAUAUGGCGAAGUACCUUCUCAACCGCAUUCACAGGCCCUCCGAUAGCGAGGAUUGCUUACUCAAGAUGCUUCGCAGUAUGGCAGACUACUUGAUGCAGGAGCUUGCGAUCCCAGAGGAAGAACGGAAGGAAACCAAGACGGGCAUGAUUGAGGGUUUUGUGCGAGUCUGUCACCCCGCAUGCAUCAACAGCGUGAUGUCGCAUAGCUCUAGAGAUACAUCUGCAUUCCGUCCGUCAUUGAGCAACAUGGAUAACGGUGCUGAGCUUGACUAUUGGCAAAAGGUCGUAGCAGCUAUGGCAUUCCUGGCACUCAACUUAGUACGGACUCUGCUGGUAGCGAUGCCUCCUGUCAUCUGGAUACCGGAAACAACCAUCGGUCGAAGUCCACUGGUGAUGGCUAUGACCGCGAAUGACGAUGGCCUCUUUGACGAAGUCAUGGGCCAUCUCAACCACCUCAGAAACACGGCCAAGCGUGAUGCUGCGUUCUGUCAGUACAACUACCGCUUCGAUGAUGCGUUUCUCGUCGCUGUGAACACUGGUAACACUCGCUUGGUUAAGGAGCUCGUUGAGUUUCGCCAGAAGCUUGGACUCGACAUUCCGACGAAUACAUACAACCAAUGGCUUGGCGCCGGCAUUGCGCGUUUGAACCCGGACAUUGUCGAGUCGGUCCUGCUUCUCGAUCCGUAUAGGAAAAAGGUCAAUUCAGUCCUCUUCACCAAGGCAUGCCGUACAGGUAAUCUCGACAUGGUCAACACGCUCCUGAAUAAAGGCAAGGUAAAUGUCGAGGACGCUCCCUCCAAAACUGUGAUGACCCACCCGCUCUUCCGUGCCAUCAAAUUUGGCACUAUGCCUAUGAUCGGCGCAGUCUUAGAUGCCGGUGCAUAUAUCAAUACCAAGGUAGAGAGGCGUAGGGAUAUAUUGCCAAUGACCUUUUGUUCGCCGAUAGAGAUGGCCUUCGAGCGCGGAGACAAGGCUGUGCUAGAAUUCCUCUUGAGUAGAGGAGCUACGAUGCCGCCUUGGGUUGACUGGCCAAGGACGAAGAGGCUAUAUAACGCGGUACCACAGGUUGCGAUUGCGAACGGGUCGAAGAAUGUUCCCAUAUGGAAGGGUAAGGGUGUCGACUGGCCGAAGUGA
Alternaria atra is the source of this 1323-nucleotide messenger RNA. RefSeq lists its product as uncharacterized. Gene Ontology annotation, molecular function: protein binding. NCBI's taxonomy places the organism in Eukaryota, Fungi, Ascomycota, Dothideomycetes, Pleosporales, Pleosporaceae. Bases 1 to 1323 code for a protein of 440 amino acids. The record is from RefSeq and is a predicted model, not a curated record. The transcript has a single exon.